AUGUCUGCUGCUCGCCCAUUUUUCAAUCAGCCACCGCGUAAAAUGCGUUCGUCGUCAUGGACGGACGCGUCGCCGGCAGAGCUUCCUCCACCCGGAGUUGGCUAUAAUAUCGCUCAUGGCCUGCGAUCAUUUCAUAAAGGAUCUGCAUUCUUGCCGGCGUUCGUUAUAGAAGGAUGUCAUGCACAAUUGGAUGACACUGGGUUCGAAUUCGUGCAACAAUGUAUAGCGUUCCUCGAAGAAAGAGGAAUUCGAGAGCAAGGCCUCUAUCGUAAUUGUGGUGUAACGUCAAAAGUGCAAAAAUUGAUGCAACUCGGUUUGGAUAAACGAAAACCGAACGGAGACAAGCUGAAUUUCAACGAUGACGAGUGGGAGAUCAAGACGAUAAGCAGCGCGGUGAAGACGUUUCUC
Ostertagia ostertagi is the source of this 408-nucleotide messenger RNA. The record is from the annotation of a GenBank genome assembly. NCBI's taxonomy places the organism in Eukaryota, Metazoa, Nematoda, Chromadorea, Rhabditida, Trichostrongylidae.